This is a messenger RNA of Acanthosepion pharaonis, 486 nucleotides long. The record is from the annotation of a GenBank genome assembly. Lineage: Eukaryota; Metazoa; Mollusca; Cephalopoda; Sepiida; Sepiidae.
AUGUUAAUUGUCCUUCCAUUUUUUCUUUCUUUCUUUCUUUCUUUCUUUCUUUCUAACAUUCUCUUUCCCUUUUAUUUUUGUUUUCUUUCUUUCUUUCUUUGCAAUAACAAAAGUUAUAAUAUUUUCUUUCUUUUUGCAUUAAUUUCUUCUCUUUCUGAUAUUUGUUUUCGUUCUUUCUUUUUUUCUUUUUUUAACAAUAAUAAUAAUUUCUUUCUUUUUGGUAUUUGUUUUGUUUCUUUCACCCUUUCUGUCUUUUUUGGCAAUAAUUUAAAAUUUAAUAUCAUCCUUCUUUUCUUCUUACCUUCUUUCUUUCUUUCUUUCUUUCUUCCUUCCUUUCAUUCUUUUUUCUUUCAUUCUUCUUUCUUUCUUUCUUUCUUUCUUUCUUUCUUAUUUGCAUUAAAUUGUUUUCUUUCUAAUAUCUGUUAUCCUAUGUUUUUUCUUAUUUUCUUUCUUUAUAUUUUCAUUCCUUUAUUUACAAUAAUUUAA